AUGUAUGCAGAAACAUUCGAAGGACCAUGGUUCACGACGCAGCUGCUACUUUCAACGUUCAUUGGCUUAUCGUCGUUCUUGAUAUUCUGCUACUGUCGGAGGCGGUGGCCGCUGCUUUUCGCACCAAGAACCAAGCUCAAAGGGUUCUCUCCGCAUGAAGCUCAUGCACCCCACGCGUUCUUCGGGUGGAUCUUACCUACACUGAGAAUUUCGGAGUUCACGGUAUUACAGAUUGUUGGGUUGGAUGCCGCAGUGUUACUCGCCUUUUUCAAGAUGUCGUUCUAUCUCUUUUCACUCUUCUCAGUCCUAGCCUGUAUCAUAUUGAUGCCAGUUAACUGGAACAAUAACAUUGGGAUUGGCGCUGGAGAUGACGAGGACAGCGAUUGGCCUUCACGCAACUUCACCCUUGGCAUAUUCAACGAGACAGAUACACAGCCCCCUUCCCAAGGCGUGCCAGGACGUGACUGGCUUGACCUCGUCAGCGAUGCCAACUCUUACUUGACCGUUCACUUCCUUUUCACUGUCUUGUUCACCAUCCUCGCUCUCGUGUUCCUCUACCGCAACUACCGCUCGUUCGUGCGCCAACGCCAGCUCUUUUCCCUUCCGCUCGUGCAUUCCAUACCCGCGCGCACCGUCAUGAUCACGAAUUUACCGGUGCAUCUCCGGUCCGAGCGCGCUCUCGCAGAGUACUUCGAGCACAUGAACCUCGGUGUGGAAAGUGUCACUGUUUGUCGCGAGGUCGGCUCGCUUAAGACGCUCAUCGACCGACGAACGCAGGCACUCUUGAAGCUGGAGGCAGUGUGGACGAGUUAUGUGGGUAAUCCAAGCGAGGUGGAGGAGUAUGAUCCAAGCGAGAAUGUUGUCCCGUCGAUGGCGAUGGAUGCGGGCCAGCUCGAGGGGCAAAAUGGGUCGGGAAGGCUGGUUGUACCACAUCGCCCAAGGCCGACGCUCAGACCUGGCUGGUUGUCGGGGAAGGUAGACGCUCUGGAGCACUUGGAGACGCGGUUCAAGGAGGCGGAUGAGAAGGUGAAGAAGUGGAGGCUGGGUGGAAGAUUCAGGGCGACGCAUGUUGCUUUUGUCACUUUUGAAAAGAUGUCCUCUGCACAAAUUGCGGUUCAGACAGCAUACGCACCAAGCCCAUGGGAGUGCAAGACCGUGCCAGCACCAGAGCCUCGCGAUAUUAUCUGGGCGAACAUCAGCAUCUUCCCCAAGUACCGCAUUGCACGAGAAGCGAUUGUUCUGGGCUGCGUAGCCCUUUUGUUCCUGACUUGGAUCUUUCCCAUCACCGCACUGGCGUCACUCCUCUCCUAUCAAGAAAUUAAGAAGGUUACGCCCUGGCUUGGACGGCUUAUCGACAGCAACUCGAAAAUCCAGGCGAUCAUACAGAAUUCACUCCCAUCGGUAGUGAUGAUUUCGGUCAACGCGCUGUUGCCAUUCUUGUUGGAAGGCCUUACAUAUGCCCAGGGUUACCGAGCAAGAAGCUGGAUCGAGUAUUCACUACUGAGGAAAUACUUCCUGUUCCUUUUGGUUAACGUCGUCUUCAUUUUCCUCCUGGCGAGUACCUACUGGCAACUCGUUCGAGACCUGGCAAACUCGCCCGCCAAGAUUCCUGAGAAGCUUGCUCAAUCGCUACAAAAGGGCCGCGCGAAGCACUUCUUCCUGUCCUACGUCAUUCUACAGGGCUUGGGCAUCAUGCCUUUGAAACUCUUGAAUCUGGGUAUAAUUGUGCCACGGAUAUUCCAGACAGUUUUUACGCGUACUCCUCGUGAUUAUGCUGAACUAAAUGCACCCCCCACAAUUAAUUACGGAGUUGUGUAUCCUCAAGCCAUACUCAUAUUCGUCAUCACGAUUCUAUACAGCGUCGUGCAGCCUCUCAUCGUCAUCUUUGGAGCUAUCUAUUUCGGAAUGGCCUAUCUUGUCUUCAAAUAUCAGCUGCUCUUUGUGUUCUACAAGCCUUAUGAAUCUCAGGGUCAAGCAUGGCCCAUCACGUUUGUUCGCCUCGUUUGGGGCAUUGUCAUCUUCCAGCUGUUCAUGAUCGGCAUCCUUACGCUAAACAAGUCAAUCAUUAUGCCGGCCAUGCUGGGUAUUCUUGUCGUUGUCACGGUGGUGUGGUCGUACCAAAUUGACAAGAGCUUCAAGCCUUUGAGUAAAGCCGUGUGCUUAAGCUCGGUCUUCGAGGUUGAGAGGGGAGAAGAGACUGAGGACGUUUUGCUUAUGAGAGAAGGGCAUCCGGUUUCACUGUCACAGAGUAAUUUGAGCCGUAGGCGGUAUGCCCAGAACGACGACACACUUUAUGUUGCGCCAGAAGACGAGCGUACUGACUAUUCGCAACCACCGAUGCGGAAUUGGUAUCACGGCAUACUGAAUACGGGUAAAAGGCGUUAUGGCCACCCUGCGAUAACUGGUAUAUUGCCAGAGCCUUGGUUGCCUCUGAAGAAGGAUCAAACACUCGUGAACGGCAUGCGUGCUGGAGGCUCCAGAGCACCGAAAGACCCUAAUGAGGGCAUCGUUCUGAACCUCAGGAAUCGCCACAGUCUGAGCCGGGGCAAGACCCGCCGCGCGAACCAAGCCCCCCAGAGAGCACCGCUUGUGGACGUUUCGGAGCCAAACGACUCGGCUGAGCAUCCUCAGGAUGGCGCCGUCACUGAUGCGUCCUCGUCAUCGAAUCCAUGGGCUAAUAUCCGCCCGCGACCCCGCACGUCACGGGCGCAAAGUGCCUUGAGCCACAGACUCAGCUUCGAUCCUGCGUCGGGCGUGAUCAUGUUGCCCGAGGACGGCGAGUGGCUAGAAGAAGAGGACGUGUCGUCGGAAGAGGAUUACGGUAGUAUUCAGUCACCAGCUGCGGAGGGUGAAUCGACGUCGCUGCACAACGGCGCGUCACCUUCAACACCAGAACAGUCCUCGUCUAGCCAACUGCUGACGGCCUCGCCGAGCAAGCGGCGGUAUGGCACGUACUUUCAUCACCCCGAGCGGAGGCGCGCGACGAUACCAGGCGCUUUCAACCCGCACCAUCAGGAUUAG
This is a messenger RNA of Coniophora puteana RWD-64-598 SS2, 3021 nucleotides long. Its product is annotated as DUF221-domain-containing protein. The transcript has 13 exons. Lineage: Eukaryota; Fungi; Basidiomycota; Agaricomycetes; Boletales; Coniophoraceae. Gene Ontology annotation, cellular component: plasma membrane. The record is from RefSeq and is a predicted model, not a curated record. Gene Ontology annotation, molecular function: calcium-activated cation channel activity. The coding region runs from base 1 to 3021 and encodes 1006 amino acids.